This is a messenger RNA of Phragmites australis (common reed), 1300 nucleotides long. Its product is annotated as FCS-Like Zinc finger 6-like. The transcript is spliced from 2 exons. NCBI's taxonomy places the organism in Eukaryota, Viridiplantae, Streptophyta, Magnoliopsida, Poales, Poaceae. Bases 624 to 1166 code for a protein of 180 amino acids. The record is from RefSeq and is a predicted model, not a curated record.
UUAGUGACGAAGAUGAAGAGUAGAAGAAUAAGAUUACGUCCGCACCAAGUUACCGGUAGAUGCUGAGCUUAUCUUUUGUUUUUAUUGUUGUUGUGUUGUUGUUUGUAAACUCUUUAAAGUUGGCUAAUAGGCUUUUAUCAUAAUGAACUCAGGGUUGUAUAUCCUAUGUGAACCUCUGUUUACAGUAUUAUAAUAUAAUCCGUGUACGAUUGUGAUACUAUUUUAUUAAAAUUGUACAUAUCAACUACUAUUUUAGAAACUGAUAUGAGAUAUACGGUAGAACCCAGUAUAAAAGUUCAAUACAGAAAAUAACCCCUAAAGUGGGCUCAGUGGAUCCGGGAUCAAGAGAUUCCUUUCAACGGCCCUGAUUCCUUCCCCUUCACUUGCCUUCUUUUUUAUCUCCCUUCGCCCCGCUCCCCUUCCCACCACCCGCAUCUUCCCUUCACCCACAUCUCCCUUCUCGGCUUCUCCCUCUUCUCCGCCAAGGCCAUGGCUACCACCACCUCCUCUAGGCUCUAGCCCUCGCCGCUAGCUUCUUUCCUAGCCAGCCGCUGUAAGUAGUACACAUCCGUACGUAUAUAGUUAUAGAGAAGGUACAUACAAGAAAGAGGAAAGUGAGGGAGAUGAUGCUGGGGAAGAGGUCCGGGAGGCCGGCGCCGGCGCGGCACACGAUGCGCCGGACUACGAGCAUGACGGAGUUCGCGCCGCCGGACGUGCUGGCGGACGUGGCCGAGGAGGAGGAUGAGGAGGAGCUGCAGCUGCCGGUGCACGCCGAGGAGCAGGCGGCGGAAGACCCGUACGGGUGGGCCGUCGGCAUCGCCGCCGCGGCCGGGAGGGCUGACUGGCUGGCUGCGUACCGCGCGCGAGCGGCGCCGGCGCUGGCGGGUCUCCGGCGGAACUCGGCCGACUUUUCGGCCCCCGAGACCGCCGCGUUCCUCCGCGCCUGCGGACUCUGCAACCGCCGCCUCGGCCCCGGACUCGACACCUUCAUGUACAGGGGCGACACAGCGUUCUGCAGCCUGGAGUGCAGGCAGCAGCACAUAACGAUCGAGGAGUGGAAGGAGAAGUGCGCGUUCGCGGCGCCGCCGUCGGCACCCGCGUCCAUGGCAGGCCCCGACAAAUCCGCCGCCGCCACCGCCGCCGAAGGCACGCUCGCGGCCGCCUGAGGCGAUGGGCUAGCUGACCACCCGCCACGUGCUUACAUAUAUCUAUGUGCGGAGCUUUCAUCUGUGUAGCAAUAUGAUCAGCACUUGUUGCAAUUCCAAUUCAUCUGCGCACAUGACUGCCUCCAUUUUGAUCA